AUGGAGUUUGUGCGGGCGCUGUGGCUCGGCCUGGUGCUGGCACUUGGGCCCCUGCCCGCCGGUGGCCACCCACAGCCCUGUGGCGUCCUGGCGCGCCUAGGGGGCUCCGUACGCUUAGGCGCCCUCCUACCCCGCGCGCCCGCAGCCCGUGCCCGCGCCCGCGCCGCCCUAGCCGGGGCUGCCCUGGCAUCGCAGCUACCGCACAACCUGAGCUUGGAGCUGGUGGCCACCACGACCCCCGCCCGCGACCCCGCCUCGCUGGCCCGUGGCUUGUGUCAGACACUGGCGGCGCCGGGCGUGGUUGCCGUGCUCGCCUUCCCCGAGGCGCGGCCGGAGCUGCUGCAGCUGCACUUCCUGGCAGCUGCCACCAAGACCCCGGUGCUCAGCCUGCUGCGGCUGGAGGCGCGCGCGCCCCUCGGCGCCCCGAACCCGUUCCACCUACAGCUGGACUGGGCCAGUCCCCUGGAAACGCUGCUUGAAGUGCUGGUGUCUGUGCUGCAGGCCCACGCCUGGGAGGACGUUGGCCUGGUGCUCUGUCGCAUGCGGGACCCUGGUGGCCUGGUGGCCCUCUGGACAAGACAGGCUGGCAGGGCCCCAAAGCUUGUACUGGACCUGAGCCGGCUGGACACCCGUGUUGCAGGGUUGCAGACCCGCCUUGCCUUGCUGGGGGCGCUGGCGGGGGGCUCAGCCCAGGUACCUGUGGCUGUGCUCCUUGGCUGUGACAUGGCCCGUGCCCGUCAGGUGCUGGAGGCUGGGCCCCCUGGACCCCGCUGGCUUCUGGGCACACCACUGCCCGCUGAGGCACUGCCCACAAAGGGCCUGCCACCUGGGCUGCUGGCACUGGGCGAGGUGGCUCGGCCCCCGUUGGAGGCUGCUAUCCACGAUGCAGUGGAGCUGGUGGCAAGGGCACUGGGCAGCGCAGCCCAUGUGCAGCCAGAGCUCACCCUUCUCCCUGCCACCAUCAACUGCAAUGACCUGCAGCCAACCAAGCCCAAGUCCUCAGGCCAUCUCUUGGCACGGUUCCUGGGCAACACGUCCUUCCAGGGCCGCACGGGGCCAGUGUGGGUGAGCAGCUCCUCCCAGGUGCACAUGUCCCGGCACUUCCGGGUGUGGAGCCUGCGCCAGGACCCACUGGGCACCCCAGCCUGGGCCACGCUGGGCAGCUGGCGGGAUGGACGGUUGAAGUUGGAACCAGGGGGUGCUGCUUUGAAGCCCCCACCCCCACUGGGUGCCCGAGCCCGGCCGAAGCUGCGUGUGGUGACGCUGGUGGAGCACCCAUUUGUGUUUGCCCGAGAGCCGGAUGAGGACGGGCAGUGCCCGGCAGGGCAGCUGUGCCUGGCCCCUGGUACCAAUGACUCAGCCACCCUGGAUGCGCUAUUUUCUUCCCUGGCCAAUGGCUCAGUGCCCCAUGCUCUCCGCAAAUGUUGCUACGGCUACUGCAUUGACCUGCUGGAGCGCCUGGCAGAGGACACACCCUUUGACUUUGAGCUGUACAUUGUGGGCGACGGCAAGUACGGCGCCCUGCGGGAUGGCCGCUGGACCGGCCUGGUGGGUGACCUGCUGGCUGGCAGGGCCCACAUGGCAGUCACCAGCUUCAGCAUCAACUCAGCCCGUUCGAAGGUGGUGGACUUCAGCAGCCCCUUCUUCUCCACCAGCCUGGGCAUCAUGGUAAGAGCACAGGACACGGCCUCACCCCUUGGUGCCUUCAUGUGGCCGCUGCACUGGUCCAUGUGGCUGGGCAUCUUCGCUGCCCUGCACCUCACGGCGCUCUUCCUCACGCUGUAUGAGUGGCGUAGUCCCUAUGGUCUCACGCCCCGUGGCCGAAACCGCACCACUGUUUUCUCCUAUUCUUCGGCCCUCAAUCUCUGCUAUGCCAUCUUGUUCGGGCGCACAGUGUCCAGCAAGACGCCCAAGUGCCCCACGGGGCGCCUGCUCAUGAACCUGUGGGCCAUCUUCUGCCUGCUGGUGCUGUCCAGCUACACGGCCAACCUGGCUGCAGUCAUGGUCGGGGAAAAGACUUUUGAGGAGCUGUCGGGGAUUCAUGACCCCAAGCUGCACCACCCGUCCCAGGGCUUCCACUUCGGCACUGUGUGGGAGAGCAGCGCGGAAGCCUACAUCAAGAAGAGCUUUCCCGAGAUGCACGGGCACAUGCGGAGACACAGUGUACCCACCACACCUCAUGGUGUCGCCAUGCUCACGAGCGACCCCCCCAAGCUCAAUGCUUUCAUCAUGGACAAGGCACUCCUGGACUAUGAGGUCUCCAUUGAUGCCGACUGCAAACUGCUGACUGUGGGAAAGCCCUUUGCCAUUGAGGGUUACGGCAUCGGACUCCCUCAGAACUCGCCACUCACCUCCAACCUGUCUGAGUUCAUCAGCCGCUACAAGUCUUCUGGCUUCAUCGACUUGCUGCAUGACAAGUGGUACAAGAUGGUGCCUUGUGGGAAACGGGUGUUCGCUGUCACAGAGACCCUGCAGAUGGGCAUCUACCACUUCUCGGGUCUCUUUGUGCUGCUCUGCCUGGGCCUGGGUAGUGCCCUGCUCAGCUCCCUGGGGGAGCACAUCUUCUACCGCCUGGCUCUACCAUGCAUCCGGAGGGGAAACAGGCUGCAGUACUGGCUGCACACAAGCCAGAGAAUCCACCGCGCCCUCAACACAGAGCCACUGGACAAGCAGAAGGAGCCUGAGCCGAGGGGUCUGGAGAAGCAGCAACAAGACACACCAACUGCCCCAGCAAGUCGGGGCAACUGGACAUGGAUACACCAGACCACGCUGAGGGAGCGUCGUGUGCGCUUCCUGCUGGAGCCUGCUGCAUCAGCAGUGGACACGAAUGUGGAGGGGGCUGGGCUACCCAAGGGUUCUGUCUGGCUCUGCUCCAAUGGCCAGCCACCCACCACGUUGCCCACAGGGGCGCCACGACCAGGAGAGCUGGAGGAACUGGAGCGGCACAUCGCGGGCGCACAUGCAAGGCUCCACCAGGCACUGAUGCGGCGCAGGGAGCUCCUGGCCCAGCUCCCCAGCGGCACCUGA
Molecule: messenger RNA, 3027 nt
Organism: Phyllostomus hastatus (greater spear-nosed bat)
Lineage: Eukaryota; Metazoa; Chordata; Mammalia; Chiroptera; Phyllostomidae
Gene: GRIN3B
Product: glutamate ionotropic receptor NMDA type subunit 3B
Exons: 9
Coding region: 1-3027 (1008 amino acids)
Biological process (GO): monoatomic ion transport; ionotropic glutamate receptor signaling pathway; modulation of chemical synaptic transmission
Cellular component (GO): postsynaptic membrane; plasma membrane
Molecular function (GO): transmitter-gated monoatomic ion channel activity involved in regulation of postsynaptic membrane potential; NMDA glutamate receptor activity
Source: RefSeq, a predicted model, not a curated record